Messenger RNA from Rhinichthys klamathensis goyatoka, 1108 nucleotides. RefSeq lists its product as uncharacterized. The record is from RefSeq and is a predicted model, not a curated record. Bases 170 to 985 code for a protein of 271 amino acids. The transcript has 4 exons. Lineage: Eukaryota; Metazoa; Chordata; Actinopteri; Cypriniformes; Leuciscidae.
GAGGAGCUGGUGAAGACUUUACAGGAUCUUCGUCAGUUUGCAUCAAGCCCUGCUCCGCCAACCUCUCAACCGUGCCAGCAACUCGCCCUAUCAAUGAGCCUGAACCGAUGCACGUUGGACGUACGCACCGAUCCACUGAAGAACGAGAACGCCACAUGAGAGAACAUCUAUGCACGACUCGACCGCCACAGCAGUAUACUCCCAGGGUUCAUUUGGUGCUGUUACAGAUAACAUGUCGGUGCUUGUGAUGGAGGGAGAUUCAGUCACACUAAACACUGGUCUUAAAAAAAAACAACAAGACAGAAUUAAUUGGUAUUAUAAUGACAUUCGCAUCGCUCAAAUCAAUGGAGAUCCCAGUAAGACCUGUACAGAUGUUCAGUGUAAAGGUGGUCCAGAGAGAUUCAGAGACAGACUGAAGCUGGAUCAUCAGACUGGAUCUCUGACCAUCACAAACACCACAAACACAGACUCUGGAGUUUAUCAACUACUGUUCACCAGAGGCAACAUUGACAGUGAAAAGAUCUUCAGUGUUACUGUUCGUGUUGUUUCUGCUGCUGAACGAGAGAAGAUGAAGAAAAAGUCAGUGAAGCAGGGAGAAUCUGUCACAUUAGAUCCUUUUGUAACAAAAAACCCAAAUGAUGUGAUGAUGUGGUAUUUUGAUGAUACUCUCAUCGCUGAAAUCACUGGAGAUCAGAGUAAGAUCUGUACAGAUGUUCAGUGUAAUGAGAGAUUCAGAGACAGACUGAAGCUGGAUCAUCAGACUGGAUCUCUGAACAUCACAAAUACCAGAAACACAGACUCUGGACUUUAUGAAUUAAAGAUCAACAGCAUCAGCCGUCGUCGUCGUCGCAGCAUCAGCAGUGUAAAGAGCUUUGACGUUACUGUCACUGGUGAGUGUAAUUUAAUCAUUCAGGCGUUUGGCAGCGAAAACACUCUUACAUUGAAAUAUAAAGAAAAAUGGUAUAGUUACAUCUCUUUAUUUUAGUUUCUCGAUGACUUGUCACUGAUGAAACAGUACUUUUGACAUCACUGUAUGAAACAAGUGUUCACCUUUAAACAGAAUCAGAUUUAGAUUUACUCUCUCAGACCGUCUGAUAUCUCAUUGUGU